GCCCGGCACGUGAUUGAAUGAUGACGUCAAAAGCCGGUGACUCUAAAUUGAAGUGACCUUCUUUGCGACCGCCAGAAAUCGCUCACCGGCUGAGAGAAGCAUCUUAUAACCCCGCAUAUUUUAAUCAAAAGCCGACUAUGGGUGACAUCGCCAAAGGAAAGAAGGCUUUCGUCCAGAAGUGUGCUCAGUGCCACACAGUAGAGGAGGGGGGGAAGCACAAGGUAGGCCCUAACCUCUGGGGUCUGUUCGGACGCAAGACUGGGCAGGCAGAUGGCUACUCGUACACAGACGCCAACAAGAGUAAAGGUAUUGUGUGGGGUGAGGACACCUUGAUGGAGUACCUGGAGAACCCCAAGAAGUACAUUCCUGGAACCAAAAUGAUCUUCGCUGGCAUCAAAAAGAAGGGCGAGCGCCAGGACCUCAUUGCAUACCUUAAAUCGGCAACAUCAUGAACUAGUCAUUAACAUUAGAAUAUUUAAUGCCGUCUUAUUGUAUUUUAUUUUUUGGCUUUCACAUAAUUACGGUUUUAUGUUUAGUCAUUUGCAAUUAUGGUUAAUUUGUGUAGUGUAAGGUUACCAAAGUGGCACCUCUUGUGAGUUCACAGCUCGUGUCACUUCCUCUUUUAAAGGUCUGAGUGCAAGCAAUUGUUCAAAUGGCCAAACAUAAAACUACAGUCUGUUUUUGUUUUCUGUACUUUGACUCUAAUGAGGAGAAAACAACUAAUCCAUUUUCAAUUUUCUAGCUGUGAUAAGUCUCCUGACCUGUCACUCAUUCUGUUUUUCCAUGGCAACAUGUGUCUGGUACUUUCUGCUAGCAGAGCCAUCCGCCAUCAACCUCAUUUUUAAACCUAUUACUAAAAAAAAAAAAAGUAACCUAAAAUGAGCUACAUCA
Perca fluviatilis (European perch) is the source of this 891-nucleotide messenger RNA. RefSeq names its product cytochrome c. The transcript is spliced from 3 exons. The record is from RefSeq and is a predicted model, not a curated record. The coding region runs from base 138 to 452 and encodes 104 amino acids. Gene Ontology annotation, molecular function: electron transfer activity; heme binding. Gene Ontology annotation, biological process: mitochondrial electron transport, ubiquinol to cytochrome c; mitochondrial electron transport, cytochrome c to oxygen. Lineage: Eukaryota; Metazoa; Chordata; Actinopteri; Perciformes; Percidae. Gene Ontology annotation, cellular component: mitochondrial intermembrane space.